Molecule: messenger RNA, 4775 nt
Organism: Myotis myotis
Lineage: Eukaryota; Metazoa; Chordata; Mammalia; Chiroptera; Vespertilionidae
Gene: GAB1
Product: GRB2 associated binding protein 1
Exons: 12
Coding region: 574-2514 (646 amino acids)
Source: RefSeq, a predicted model, not a curated record
UGGUUUGAUAGUGAUGAACUCCUUUAGCUUUUUCUUGUCUGGGAAGCUCUUUAUCUGUUUUUUCCCUACUCUGCCAUCUUGACCCGAAGUCCUUCAUUAUUGUUAUUAUAUGAAGUCUCUACCACACCCUCUUAUUACACUGACAGUCCAAGUGCAUUUGGUUAGUAGAUCACUUCGCUCCUGAAGUGAAUAAUAGAAGGGCUGUUGCUGAUGGUGGCGGAGACCCAGAACCAGCUGCAACCAUUACUCUGGCAACCAGGAAUGGCUAGAUUCCUGUGACUUCUAUCCUGAACAAAGAAUGAAGGCUAGGCUCACGAUGAACUCCCUUCAUUUCCGGCGUGGAAGAGGAGAUGGUUUGUGUUACGCAGUGGCCGUUUGACUGGAGAUCCAGACGUCUUGGAAUAUUACAAAAAUGAUCAUGCCAAGAAGCCUAUCCGCAUUAUUGAUUUAAAUUUAUGUCAGCAAGUUGAUGCUGGGUUGACAUUUAACAAAAAAGAGUUUGAAAACAGCUACAUUUUUGAUAUCAACACCAUUGACCGGAUUUUCUACUUGGUAGCAGACAGCGAGGAAGAGAUGAAUAAGUGGGUUCGCUGUAUUUGCGACAUCUGUGGGUUUAAUCCUACAGAAGAAGAUCCUGUGAAGCCCCCUGGCAGCUCCUUGCAAGUGGAUUUACCGUCGGCUGUCAUUACAACACCACCGUCCGCCCAGGUGAACUUGUCCUCUGGUGCCCAGCCUCCUCCAUAUCAGCUCAUUAACCUGCCACCACAUAUGGAGACUCUUGGCAUCCAGGAGGAUCCUCAAGACUACCUCUUGCUAAUCAACUGUCAAAGCAAGACGCCUGAACCCACCAGCCAAGGGUCAUCUUUUGUUUCUGAAGAAGGAGAGGAAUACCUACUACUAGAAGAUUUUGAAAGCAAAACGAUUCCAUUGCAAACACAUGCUGAUUCGGCAAAAUCCACCUCUUCUGAAACAGACUGCAAUGAUAAUGUCCCUGCUCAUAAAAACCCUGCUUCCUCCCAGAGCAAACACGGGGUGAACGGCUUCUUCCAGCAGCCAAUCAUGUAUGACUCCCCGCCGCCUCGCGCCGUGUCUGUUUCUGUGGACUCCAGCCUCUACAACCUGCCCAGGAGUUACUCCCACGACGUUCUACCAAAGGCGUCUCCAUCGAGUACCGAGGCCGAUGGAGAACUCUACGUGUUUAAUACCCCCUCUGGGACUUCGAGUAUAGAGACUCAAAUGAGGCACGUGUCUAUUAGCUAUGACAUUCCUCCAGCACCUGGUAAUACUUAUCAGAUUCCACGAACAUUUCCAGAAGGAACCUUGGGCCAGACGUCAAAGCUAGACACUAUUCCAGAUAUCCCUCCCCCCCGGCCACCAAAACCACACCUGGCUCACGACCGAUCUCCUGUGGAAACGGGCAGCAUCACACGCACGGCCUCGGACACCGACAGUAGCUACUGUGUUCCCACCGCAGGGAUGCCGCCCUCGCGCAGUAACACCAUCUCCACCGUGGAUUUGAACAAACUGCGGAAAGAUGCUAGUUCUCAAGACUGCUAUGAUAUUCCACGAACAUUUCCAAGUGAUAGAUCUAGUUCCCUUGAAGGCUUCCAUAACCACUUUAAAAUCAAAAAUGUAUUGACAGUGGGAAGUGUAUCAAGUGAAGAGCUGGAUGAGAAUUACGUGCCGAUGAAUCCCAACUCUCCGCCGAGACAGCAUUCCAGCAGUUUUACAGAGCCCAUUCAGGAAGCAAAUUAUGUGCCCAUGACCCCAGGGACGUUUGAUUUCUCUUCAUUUGGAAUGCAAGUUCCUCCUCCUGCUCAUAUGGGCUUCAGGUCCAGCCCAAAGACCCCUCCCAGAAGGCCCGUCCCCGUUGCAGACUGUGAACCACCCCCCGUGGAUAGGAACCUCAAGCCGGACCGAAAAGGUCAAAGUCCUAAAAUUUUAAGACCCAAACCCCAUGGUUUAGAGCGAACUGAUUCACAAAGCAUACGUGACUUUGCUACGAGAAGAAAGGCCAAGCCAGCACCUUUAGAAAUAAAACCUUUGCCAGAAUGGGAAGAAUUACAAGCCCCAGUUAGGUCUCCCAUCACUAGAAGUUUUGCUCGAGAUUCCUCUAGGUUUCCCAUGUCUCCCCGACCGGGUUCAGUGCAUAGCACAACCUCAAGCAGCGACUCACACGAUAGUGAAGAGAAUUAUGUACCCAUGAAUCCAAACCUAUCUGGUGAAGACUCGAAUCUUUUUGGCAGUAGCAGUCUUGAUGGAGGAAGCAGCCCUAUGAUCAAGCCCAAAGGAGACAAACAAGUGGAAUACCUCGAUCUAGAUUUAGAUUCUGGGAAAUCCACACCACCUCGUAAACAAAAGAUCAGCGGCUCAGGAAGCAAUGUAGCAGAUGAGAGAGUGGAUUAUGUUGUAGUUGACCAACAGAAGACCCUAGCUCUGAAGAGCACCCGAGAAGCCUGGACAGACGGGAGACAGUCCACAGAAUCCGACACACCAACCAAGAGUGUGAAAUGAAUAUAUUGAUCGGCUGUGUCUGAACAAAAGAGAACGGAAUUGUACAGAUAAAUCCUGUUUGAAGACAACUUGACCCUUAAACUCCAGGUAGAUCCUGGAGUUUACUCUAGUUGAAGUCAAAGGACCUUUCAGACGUAAUCAAGCAAUUUACACUGUCACUGGUGCUUCAUGGUAUCUGAACAGUUCAUAACCUGUAAAAAAAAAAAAAAAAAUGUAGGGAAAUAGUAUUGUUUAGCUCCCAGAAAAAAAUUGGUUCCAUAGUUAACACAGCUGUAGUAUUACUGUAUUUAUGCACUUUUUCAUUUAAGACAUUGAUUGGGGUAUUCGCAAAUGUACCUUAACAUAAUUCCUUGGGAAGUGUUUGUUUUUCCUCACACUACUCUAGAUGGCAAUACUAAGUUAACUAAGCUACUUGUAGGUUUGUAAAUGUCUCUUUAAACUUCAGUGUAAUGCUAAGAUGAGAAAGUAGAUUCACAAUUUACCUUUCUACCUGAAACUGCAGGUGGUAGUCAUUAAACUACAGAGUACAGUUGGACUCAUCAUUCAUUGCUUUCUCAAAUGCUAAGGAUAAUAUGUAUACUACUAUUAGGACUGGUUCUCUGGUUCAUGUACAGUUAGUUCUCAGUGUAGAACUUUAUUAUAUUUUGUUAAUUACAGUGUUCUUAGUUCACUGAGUGAAGAUUCUGCCGGGUGGGAUCUUGUACCUCGGAAAGACUGAAUAAUUACACUACCAAGUAAGCCUACAGAUCACUGAUGGCAUGAGGUGAUGAUGUGCUCUCACACUUGUUAACAUGCAUUGAACUUUAUAUUAUUUGCAAAUUGUAGUUUAUGUGACUAAUCAGGUACGCACCAGGCACUGAGGUGCUAAUACACCAGUCAGGUUUAGACAGUGAGCUUUAGUUUGCUCUUGUUAGUCCUGAUUUUCAAUUUGGAAUUAAUGACAUAGUUGACAUUCACUGUUAGUUAUAGCAACAUACUGUGAUUUUUUUUAAUUAGACAGUAAUUCAGAGUUAUUACUCUAAGAAUGAAAUUCUAUCUUUUGACACCAUAGUGCCCUUUCUAUGAUUUUUUAACUUUACUUAAUAUUCUUCUUAGCCUUAUAUUUAAAUUCCUAUGCAAUUAAUAUUUUAUACCUGCAUUAAACAAAGAUGUUAUGUAAGUGAUUCUCAUAUGUAGCACCUAUUGCUUUUCCAGUUUAAAAAAAAAAAAAUAAGGAUUUUGUACUGUGAUUUAUAUUCACUGUCCCAGUUCAAGAAAUAUUGGAGACUUGCUACAAUGUGAAAUCUUAUAGUCAUGGACCUCUUUCAACCAGAUUUCUGAAACCACCAGAGGAAUUAUAUAAUUCUGUCUCACCUAUACAUGAUAUCAAGACCACAAAUUAUAGUGAAGCUACAAUUAUCUGUAUCUGUCUUGGCUUUGCUAUGUAAUUUAGAAAGCAGAGUUGUUUGUUUGUUUGUUUGUUAACUAAAUGACAUACAAUCUCUUAUGUAUUGAUUUAAGAUCUACUAACAGUUGUUAGAGGGGGCAUAGAGAUUGUAGUGCCCAUGGCUGAGGCAAGACCCCCUCCAUUCAGACCUCUGUUGCCUGAGUACACAGAUGUGCCCUGAUAUCUGGCCUCUGGCCAUAGUUCUGUGCCUAAUCAAUAUAAUGGGUUUGUUUCCCUGAUCCACAAACUAAAAAUGUGCAUAACAAGAUGAUGAAUUUUAGAUUAGUAACAGUUGAUGCUUUCAAAUGUUUGCUUCUUUUUCAAACAAAGGCUAAAACCCAGAAGUGAAUUUUGAGGUGGAUUUUUAAAUAAAGAGAUUGUUUGAGUUUGGCGUGCGCAAGCUAUUUCAUACUGAAACCACAACAUAAAAUCUAAAAUCACUGAAAUGUGCCUGAACACAAUGCAGUUUGGUGUGUGAUGAUAGGAAAUUGUGUCAUGUGGAGGAGGGCCAUAUUUUUAGAUUAAAACACCAUACACAUUAAUUAAAAAAUAGAAAUCUUAUUUAAAGCUGCCUAUCGAAAGAGUCUAAGCAGUUAUGAAUUUUUUAGUGUAAUUUUUUAUUACAAGUUACCAUUUUUGAAGAUCUGUAGCACUCUGAUUUGUAGAAAUGUUCCCAUUGUGCAGAAGAAUUUAAGAAUUGAAAUGUCUUAAGUUUGUCUCAGACAUUGAACAUUGUAUUAACAAAUUACAUUAAAAGGCAGUUUCUUGUGGAGCACUCUUUUCCAAACAUUUUUAGCCUAGAAUCUUUUUUAAAUAAAAUUUUGUGUACCCCCAA